This is a messenger RNA of Thermothelomyces thermophilus ATCC 42464, 1878 nucleotides long. RefSeq lists its product as uncharacterized. The record is from RefSeq and is a predicted model, not a curated record. The transcript has 2 exons. Lineage: Eukaryota; Fungi; Ascomycota; Sordariomycetes; Sordariales; Chaetomiaceae. Gene Ontology annotation, cellular component: checkpoint clamp complex; site of double-strand break. Bases 1 to 1878 code for a protein of 625 amino acids. Gene Ontology annotation, biological process: mitotic intra-S DNA damage checkpoint signaling; meiotic DNA integrity checkpoint signaling; nucleotide-excision repair.
AUGUCCGACACCAGCGGCCCGCUAUUUCAGCGGCCCAGUCUCUCGAUUGUCCACCACCUCUUUCGAGUCCCCCUUCUCCCCGCCAUCGCGGCAAAGCACGUUGUCACCUUUGCGCUUACCACCCUUGUCGCCUUCGCUAUGGGUCGGUCAGUACGAGGCCGAUCCGACGUUAAACGACGCCUAAACCCCUCGACAUCGGAGAAGCAACACUCGGCCAUCCAGAUCGAGGAUCGAAUAUGUCUCAUCUGCCAGGAAAUCGUUGGCACCCGCAACGUCGAGGGCAUCAAGGAGGGAUUCAGCAUGCUGCCUUGCGGCCACCGCUUCGGCAGCUACUGUAUCAAGCGCUACCUCAGCCUGACCGCUGACGAGGAGCCGCUGUGCCCCAUCUGCCGGCAUGUCGCGUACCACGAUGCCUGCGGCCAUCCCGUUCUCCCCUUUCUCCUCAAGUCCGACGGCACGCACCCCGACCUCAUCACGGACGUAUCGGGCAAGGUACGCCCGCCCAAUAGCAGCGCCGAGGCCUUAGCGGCGCCCUGCGAGUACUGCCGGCUACCACAAGAGCAAGCGGAGCGAACGGUUGGGAAGUUGGCCGGCCGCCUGUCCUCGAUCAAGAAGCCGCUGCGCUGGCUCCGCGACAUGGUGCCAUUUGCACCCAAAUGGAGACUCCGGCUCCUCCUUGCCGGUAGCGAGGACUCGAGCGAGGACUCGAGCGAGGCGGAGGAACGCCCAUCCAGCACCGGGGAGCGACGAUUGACACGCCAGGAGAUGCGCUCCAGGAGAAGAACCCCCGUCAACAACGGAGUUUGGGAAGGGCCAUGGCUCACGGCAGCCCUGAACUCGCUCGAGAAGAUCGCAUGGGUUCGCCUUGAUGAUGAUACGGUCCGCUUCACCGUGAUUCCCGACACGGGAUCCCAAGUGUGGGCGUCGCUCUCGGUCGACUUGAUAUUCGAUAACUACCACAUCCAAUCCGCCGAGGUAAACAACACCAUCAACCUUGAACUGCCCCUCGGGCCCCUGCAACGGGCCCUCAAAUCCGCCAUCGGCAGCAUCUAUGCCAACUUGCGCCUCACAAAACGGGACGGCAUCCCGAUGCUGUCCAUGACUAUCCACACCAUGACCAAAGACAGCGUCCAUGACGCCCGCGGUUUGGGCGGCGGCAUACCCGGCGCUGCAGCAGCAGGAGCAGGAGCAGGAGCAGGAGGAGGGCGGCACCAGGAUGGCGACCCGUUCGCCAACCCGGACGUGUUCGCGCAAGAAUCCCUCGAGCUCACCAUGAAGCGCGAGCGCGAAAAGAUCAUCACCCAGGACAUACCCGUGCGGGUCCUGCACCCGGACACGGUGGAGACCAUCAUGCAGCCCAAGGUGCGCGAGCCGGACGUGCACAUCCAGCUCCCGCCCCUACUCCAGCUGAAGGCCAUCUCGGACCGCUUCACCAAGCUCGCCCUGACCGCCUCCUCCUCCUCCUCCUCGCACGGCACGGCCACCCGCGGCGGCGGCGGCGGCACCUCGAAUCCGAAACUGACCCUCUCGGCCAACAUGCACGGCUCCCUCCGGCUGCGCCUGGCCACCGACACGCUCGACAUCACGUCGGUCUGGAACGGGCUCGAGAACCCGGAGCUGGACCCGGCGCAGCUGGCCGUGCCGCUCGACGAGCACCCGUCCACCCGCUUCCGCGAGGCCGGCCCGGACAAGUGGGCCACCGUCCGCGUCGACGGCCGCGACUGGAGCCGCGUGCUCAGCGUCGGCCGCCUCGAGGGCCGCGUCAUCGCCUGCUUCGUCGACGACCACGCCCUCAUCCUCUACGUGUACGUGCCCCACGCCGACGACAUCGGGGCCGAGGACGUCGUGACCUAUUAUGUUUCGAGUUAUAGUGCUUGA